CCCGAGCCGCGCCCGCUCCUCGCUCGCCAUUUUGCGCCGGGCGCCGCCGUGGGCGCUCCCCGUCCGCGUCCCGGCCGCCCGCCCGGGCUGACGGAGCCCGCCGGAGCCGGCGGAGGAGGAGGCACCGGAAUGGAGGGCGAUCGGCCGGAGAGCGCGGUUGCCAUUAAGGGUAUCGAAAGAGAGCUUAUCUGCCCAGCAUGCAAGGAGUUGUUUACCCAUCCACUGAUCCUUCCAUGCCAGCACAAUGUCUGUCACAAAUGUGUGAAAGAAAUACUUUUUGCAUUUGAAGACUCUUUUGCUGAUGGAGGCUCUGAAUCCUCUAAUCAGAGUAGCCCUCGAAUCAGAAUCGCUGCUUCUAGCAUGGACAGAAUUGACAGGAUUAGUAGAUCAGGCAGAAAACGCAAUUCACUGACUCCUAGAUCAACUCUGUUUCCUUGUCCGGGUUGCCAGCGGGAUAUUGACCUCGGAGAACGUGGCAUCAAUGGCUUAUUUCGCAACUUUACUUUGGAAACCAUUGUGGAAAGAUACAGACAGGCAGCCAGGGCAGCCAUUGCUAUUAUGUGUGAUUUCUGCAAACCUCCACCUCAGGAGUCUACAAAGAGCUGCAUGGACUGCAGUGCAAGCUAUUGCAAUGAAUGUUUCAAAAUACACCAUCCUUGGGGAACUCUGAAAGCCCAGCAUGAAUAUGUAGGACCAACCACCAACUUCAGACCCAAGAUUUUGAUGUGUCCAGAACAUGAAAUGGAGAGGGUAAACAUGUACUGUGAAAUCUGCAGAAGGCCUGUUUGUCAUCUCUGUAAACUGGGUGGAUGUCAUGCAAACCAUAGAGUAACAACCAUGAGCACUGCCUACAAAACCCUUAAGGAGAAGCUUUCAAAAGAUAUCGAGUACCUCAUCAGUAAGGAAAGCCAGGUGAAAGCUCACAUCACACAGCUGGAUCUGCUGCUGAAAGAAACAGAGUGCAACAGUGAAAGAGCUAAACAAGAAGCAUCUCAGAGCUUUGAGAAAUUAUAUCAUGUUCUGGAAGAGAAGAAAUCUGCAGCUCUUAGGGCAAUUGAAACUUCUAAGAAUAUAAGGCUGGAAAAAUUGCAAACGCAGGUGGAAGAAUAUCAAGGGCUCCUGGAAAAUAAUGGCCUUGUAGGAUAUGCUCAAGAAGUGCUUAAAGAAACUGAUCCCUCUUGUUUUGUUCAAACAGCAAAACAACUUCAUGUCAGAAUCCAAAAAGCUACUGAAUCUCUGAAGACCUUUAGGCCCGCAGCUGAAACUACUUUUGAAGACUUUGUGGUGGACAUUGCUAAGCAAGAAGACAUCCUUGGUGACUUGUCCUUCCAUUCCAGUGGUCUAGAAAUACCAGAAAUCAAUGAAGAGCAGAGCAGAAUGUACAACCAAGCUCUGAUCAGUUGGGAAUGCCCUGGGAAGACAGACUCAGCUGACAUCUAUGUUCUUGAGUAUCAUAAGCUUAAUAGAGAAGAGGAGAAUGUGACAUGGCAGAAGACUGAAGUUUGUGGCAAGAGCAAAGUAGUGUCUGAUCUAGAUGAUGACAGCAGCUAUGCCUUUAGAGUUCGAGGAUAUAAAGGGUCCGUCUGUAGCCCUUGGAGCCGAGAAGUUAUUUUGCGUACACCUCCAGCUCCAGUUUUCAGUUUUCUUUUUGAUGACAAAUGUGGGUACAACAAUGAACAUCUCCAGCUGAACCCAAGAAGAACCUCUGUGGAAAGUAGGGCUGGAUUUCCUUUACUGCUGGGAUCUGAGCGCCUGCAGGUUGGAUGUUACACAACCCUGGAUUACAUCAUUGGUGACACUGGGAUUGCCAAAGGGAAGCACUUCUGGGCCUUUCGUGUGGAAGCCUAUUCAUACCUGGUAAAAGUGGGAGUUGUUCCUAGCAACAAGAUACAGAAAUUGUUCCACAGUACCCAUGAUGUGACCAGUCCAAGAUACGAGCAAGACAGUGGUCAUGACAGUGGGAGUGAAGAUACCUUCUUUGACUCAUCACAGCCUUGCACACUGGUCACUUUAGGCAUGAAGAAGUUCUUUAUCCCCACUACACCUGCUGCUCUCAAGGAUCCAGCAAGCAGAGUCCUUCCCCUGCCGUCAUGCUUGGGCAUUUGCCUUGACUGUGACAGAGGCAGGGUAGGGUUUUAUGAUGCAGGCCGUAUGAAAUGCCUUUAUGAGUGCGAGGUGGAUUGCUCUGGCAUAAUGUACCCGGCAUUUGCUUUAAUGGGUGGUGCUGCAAUUCAUCUUGAGGAAGCUACCACAGCAAAGUACAGGGAGUACAAUGACGACAUCUAGUGCAGUGAUCUCUUCCCAUUGCUGUUCUGAGAUGGAAAAUGAAAGCAGAAGAAUUCUACCUUAGUUUUCAGUCCUGAUUAAUUAUAUUCUACCUACGUGUUGCUCACAAGCCUCUGGCCCAUGUUCUUUUGAGAUAAACGGUCCAGGCACUUUCCGCACUAAAGGAAUUCUCCUGCCUUUCUUGUGAUCUGUGCAAUGCUGUCCUCCACAGAUUUUUUUCCUGGGGGAAGCAGGGAAGAAGUUUGACUAGCAACCAAAAUUUGCUCUUCAGGACUAGCAACCAAAACUUACUCUUCAGGGGUAGAAAUCUGCCUUUUAUUUAACUUAAAUCCUUACACAGUCAGUUUUGUAUUUAAUGAAGUCAAAGCUGACAGUGAGUGAUUGCUAUUCUUCUUUUAAGAAAUCUACCUGAAUGCCUCUGAGGGGUCAAAUGUUUUCCUGUUAACCCCUGAGCACCAGUUGGGCCUUUCAGCACAAAAUAGCAUUCUAAAAAAUGCAAUAUAAAACAGGAAGAAAUGAGAAAUCAGAAAUGCGUUGAACAUUUAAGUUAUACUUGGAAAGAGGAGGGUAAACUUGAAUAUGAUUGCAUGUUGUAUACCUUUAAUGUGAUUGUAAGCUAAAACUCAAGUUCUGACACAUGGUGUCAUAUAGUUGGUGGCAUAAUGGUAAGUUUCUUUACUCUUCCAUGCUUUUACUAUAAGCUAUUUAAAAUAAAGUGCAAUUUAACCUUAAAAGUCAGAAUUUGGAGUAAAAAAUCGGAAGUAUUUGCAUUUGUGAAUAAUAGUACCUGGUAUUUAAGCAAAACCAAGGGGGUUAUUGACAUGAGUAAUCAUAUGUGAACUUGAAAAAAGAAUCAGGUAUUUCUUUUAAUACUCACUCUUAUAGGUUAAUUUUUUUAAUCUAGUAGCAGCUUGGGUUUUUCUUAGUAAGAAUGUUAAAAGUGCACUGAUUAAGUUUUGAGACCUAAUUUCUGCCUUAAAGGAUGUCUCCCUUCAACUUUCAGUUCCUGUAAUGUUAAAAACUGUAUCACACAGUAGUUUUCCUAGAAUCGUAGAAACACAGAAUAGCUUGGUUUGGAAGGGACCUUUAAAGACUGUCUAGUUCCAGUGCUCAUGUCAUAGCAGGGACACCUUCCACUCGACCAGGUUGCUCAAAGCUAUGUCCAACCUGACCUUGAACACUUCCAGGGAUGGCAGUUUGAGCCACAUUAGAAAUCCAAAAUCCAAUUUCCAGGCUUCCCCCCACCCCUUCCCACAAUUUAUCCCAACACCGGAGAGAAACUUUCAGGCCAGAGGCUUCUAUAGGGGUAGGGGGAAGUAUAUACAUUUAUUUUACACAAAUAAAUACUAUACAAACUAACGCCAACUAUAUAUAUAUAUAUUACAUUUCUAUCAGUCCUUUUAAGCCCCUCUCUUUAACUUUAGUCCAGGAGAAGCCUUUUCAGGCUACUAAGUAACCAGUCUCUCCCUUGUGGGAGUGUUUGGGGAACCCGAACGCUCCCCCCUCACCAAGCUUUAGCUGUUUGUGGAAGUUUUUCCUCCUCACAAAGUCCAAGAAGAUAGCUUUGAGUCUUUUCUCCUCGGUCUGCUGCGUGAUCUCUCUUUCUCAGUCUCAUAUCUCGGUUUGUAGGCUGCUGCAGUGUAGUUCAGCUUAUCAAGCGUCCUCCGAGUCAGUUCUCGGCUGCCCCCGGUCAGCUUCGGCAGGACAACUCCCGAGCUCUUGGCCCAUCUCCAGUUUCACCUGGGAUUCUUCUCCCGAGCACCAAGCCUCCUUCUCUGGCCCAUCUCUUGGCUCAGCUUCAAUGCUGAGCCUCUCCUCCACUUUACAGCAAAGGGAAAGAAAAAAAAAAGCCCUCCUCCACAGCUUAACUGCAGAAAGGAGAGGGGAGAGGGCUUGGCUGCAAAGCCUGCCUCUCUCCUCUUACCUCAGGUGCUGUGAGUCGCAUCCCUCACAAACACUCACUCUAAAAGCUGCCUCUAACUCUGGCCUAGGCAGAGUUGGGGGCCACAGGCCUCCCCCUUUCCCCGGAGGGGGAAAGAAGGAGCCCAGCUACCCCCUGGCCUUCUCCACCCACACGCAGCAGACGCCAACAGAAACACUGCCAGCAGCUUCCGGUGCUGUGAUGUAUGAUUUUUCAGCAGAAGUGAACAACAUGGAUGGUGAUUUCCUCUCCAGGGAACACUACCCUUGCACCCAAUCACCUCUGAGCCCCCAAACUCUCAGGGGGGGCCAAUUUCAAACUAUGACAGAUGGAAAAACACAGCUUCUCUGGGAAACCUUCUUCAAUGUCUUAGCACCCUUAUUGUUAGAAAUUUCUUCCUUAUAUCCAAUCUAAAUCUAAGCUCUUUUAGUUUAAAAGCAUUGCCCCUCGUCCUGUCUCUACAGGCCUUGGUAAAAAGUCUCUCUCUCUCUCCCUCUUCCUCCAUCUUUCUUUUAAGCCCUUUUUGUACAUUGAAAGGCUGUAAUAAAGUCUCUCCAGAGCCUUCUCUUCUCCCAGCUGAACAACUCCAGCUUUCUCAACCUGUCUUCACAGGAGAGGUGUUCCAGCCCUCUGACAAUUUUUGUGUCUCUCCUCUGUACUGGGAGCCCUAGAGCUGAAUGCAGUACUCCAGGUGGGAUCUUGGUAGAACAGAGUGGGAGAAUCACCCUGAUGACCACCCAGUAGCCCAGGAUACUUUAUGUGCUCCAAGCACACAUUGCUGGUUCAUGGCCAAAUUUUCAUCCACCAGGAUGCUCAAGACCUUUCUGUAGGGCUGCUCUCCAUCCCUUAGUCUGUGUUGAUACUGGGGAUUACCUGGAUCCAGGUGCAGGACCUUGUGCUUGGUCUUGGGGAACCUCAUGAGAUCCACAUGAACACUGGUGCCAGUGCAGACCCUUGAGGGACACUACUCAUUACUGAUUUCCACUUGGGCAUCGAGCUAUUGACUGUGACUCUUUGGAUGUGGCUAUCCAACCAGUUACUUAUCCACUGAACAGUCCAUCCAAUCAAACCCAUAUCUUUCAAGUUUAGAGGUAAGAAUGUUAUGGGGGAUCCUAUCAAAGCCUUAGAGAAGUCCAGGUAUAUGAUUUCUGUCACUCUUCCCUUAUCUACUGAUGCAGUCACAUCGUCACAGAAGACCACCAGGUGAAUCAGGCAUGUGAACUCAUGUUGGCUGUCCCUGAUUACUUUCUUGUCUUCCUUAAGUUUUGACUUAUCUUCCAGGUGAAUCUGUUACAUGAUCUUACGGGACAUGGAGGUGGACUGCCUCUAUUUAUAGAAAGCUAUAUAUAAAAGAAUAGGUUGCUUGCACUGUCAACUUGUGGAAAAGUAAGGAUCUAAAGUGAAGGAUGUUUCUGAUAAAUACUUGGUGCUUUCUAAUUUGGGGAUAUGCUUUCUAAUUUGGGGAUAUGCUUUGUAAUUUGGGGAUAGUGUUUCAUCUUGAUGAAUGUGUGUGAAGUAUGCUUACUAAGUACAUGUAUACAGCUGUAGAGCUGUGAAAUGAGACCUGAAAAUCACAAUACAGUUAAAUGAAUGUAGGCCAUAAUGCAAAACUUUUGUAGGCUUUACUGUCUGAACUGUUGUACUAAUCUGAUCUGUACAGAUCCACCCCUCUCAGUGUUCUCUCUCCUAAGCCUCUGACUGGUGGCCACUGUCAGAAAAACUUGGCAGAAAUGUUAUCUGCUCCAAGGUGAGCAUGACAGCCCACUUGGGGCUAGAAAGGCCCAGCAAGGGCAACUUCUUGUCUGGGUCUCACUGCAAGUAUUUCUAUCUUAGUAAGGCUCUGUGGAAGUGCACUCCCCAGCUUCAGUGUGGGCUUGUGUGAGAAACACUUUCCUGUCCCAGGCAGCAGAUGUAAAGCAGGGGAUAUCUUCUGGAAUUUUCUCCUGCAGGAGAAAAGGCAAGUUGUCCUCCACUAGUUAUCCUUUAGGUAAUUUCUUUUGUGAUACGUGAUUAUCAUCAUAGCCUUUCGUUUCCAUCAUUCCUUCUCCUUCAUCUUUCCUCUUGCUGGAUUGAAGCCAUUGCCCUCUUCUCGUCUUCUGAGGCUGACUGAAGAAGCCCUCCAUAAGAUACUGUUGCUGUGAGGGAUGAAAACAUUUUGAGUUUUCCUUCUUUCCAUAGCCCUAAAAUUGUAUUUGCCUUUUUUCGUUGAUACUAAGCUGAUGUUGAUGAAGCUUCUUCUCCCUUGUUUUCCAUGCAGUCCUGAUGGUUAGUUGUAAACAAGCUUUGCACAUAGGGAUUUCCCCAUCCGGUGUGUUGUUUUGCAUUUGUUAAUGUUGAUAAUGCUUGUUUACCUAGUCACAAGGUUCUGAGGGCCUUCUGCAGCUCGUCAAUCACUUCUAGACCUGGAUGUUCCUGAGUAGCUUCAUAGGUAACACAAACAUGACCAUUAGUUUGUUUGUUUGUUUCCAGGUCUUGGAGUAAAUUAAAAUUGUAAUGAGACACAGCAAGUCUAUCUACUUUUAAAACUUUUCCUUCCUCCCACUUUUUUUACCCUUCAAUAUUUAUUAAACCACGAGUCAAACUCUGAAAACUCUUACAUAUUGAUACACUCUGUUGAGUAGGUGACAUUGGAGUGUAGCAGUCAAGUAGACCCCAGAGAAGGGAUUCUCACUUCAGUAGCUGUGACUUCUCCUAUUGUAUAAUUGGCAUUUGUUGGUUCAUCUACCAAAUGUAACAUUGACUUAAAGCUAUAUCAUAGGGUUGAACUUUCUGAUUUCUUGUUUCCAGACCAAAUCUCCUUCCUUAGAGAAAUGUUUCACUUUUGAUUCCUCUGUUUCAGAAAUUGGUCUAAAUUUGAGGGUUUAUCUCGUGGUUAGCACUCUGCAGUUCCACAUUUAGAUUAUUUAUAAGCAUCUGGAUCGAUAUCACCAGGCCUUUUGCUACUUUAUGGAAAUAUUCAUAAAUAGAACACUCUAUCUUAGAUAUGAAGACAGUGUCUCAGACUCAUUGAUUUAAAAAAGGGGAUUACUGGUUGAGAAUACAGAAGUAAGAAAUUAAAAAUUUAAGGUUUUUUUUUUCCUACUAUAGUUUUAAAUUCAUUUAGGAUGUGUUCUGCUAUGCAAUUACUUACUCUACGGAACAGAAACUGACGCUACUUUAAACCUUUAUCUACCUUUUGAUAUAUCUGUUUGAAUUUAUCUCAUUCUGAGUUUAAAAAUUGGUUUGGCUUUUGGUGUUACUUGAAUACUUAGUAUGCAUUCCAGACAAUACUCUUUGGUGCUUACUUCAGCUUAUUAAAUAAAAAAACACACUGUCAAUAGGCACUGACAACAUGCUGUGAUAUUUUUUCCACUACCAUGGAAGCGUAAACUUUCAAAAAUGCAGUUCAGCAGUACUUGCCUAUCCAGAUAAUUAUUUUUUCAAGUUUAUCCCUAUGAAACAGCACUUUACAAUGUAGACUAAGCUAAAAAUAGUGUGAUAAUGUGUGGAUCUUUGUGCAAUAUAGCUGUUUGGUGACUAUGGUGUGACUUGCAAAGCUUCAUGCAGGUGUGAAUCGUGUAAACACUUUUUAGAUAAUCUAAAGCUUUAACAGAAAGGCCUUGUUUAAAACAUAUUCUGAAAUGUAAAAGUGAUGUCUUGUGUUUUUUUUAAUAAAAGCUGAAAAUACA
Molecule: messenger RNA, 7875 nt
Organism: Pseudopipra pipra
Lineage: Eukaryota; Metazoa; Chordata; Aves; Passeriformes; Pipridae
Gene: TRIM36
Product: tripartite motif containing 36
Exons: 10
Coding region: 130-2286 (718 amino acids)
Biological process (GO): acrosome reaction; spindle organization
Cellular component (GO): acrosomal vesicle
Molecular function (GO): protein binding; ubiquitin-protein transferase activity; zinc ion binding
Source: RefSeq, a predicted model, not a curated record